UCAAAUUCGUAUUCGUUCAGUGCUGUUGUGACGUACUCAUACUCAUAGCUCUGAACUAUUUGCUUUCCAACUGAAACGUGCCAUCGCCUAUUGAAAAAUGAAGUUUUACACUUUAACAGUUGCCAUUUUAAUUGUCAGUGUUUUUGCGUUAACAGCGGCUGAAAUUGUUUGUCCCACCGAACAGGAGGAUGAGUCCAUUGUCAUCCAAUAUCCUUCGCCAACAAGUUGUAGCGUGUUUUACAAAUGCAAUCGAGGUAUCGCCUACAUGAACAAGUGUCCGGAUGGCUUGCACUACAACGAACUUAUUCAGGCCUGCGAUUUCCCGAGCCGCGCUCACUGUCAUCUGGCCGAUAUUAUAUGAAAGGAGAGUGUUUCAAUGGCGCGAAAGGAACUGCUAUUAAGUAACAUACUAAGUACCGGGGAAAUUUUUGUAAAUCUCAAAAUCAGUGUGUUUCUUUUCUAAAAAUAUUUUGUGACAAUUUUUUUAAUAAUUCUUCAGAUACUUUAAUUGUUCUCCUUUAGUAUUUCUGUAUCAAUUAAUGAAAUAAACUCUUUUUAAG
Messenger RNA from Teleopsis dalmanni, 560 nucleotides. Its product is annotated as peritrophin-1-like. Gene Ontology annotation, molecular function: chitin binding. Lineage: Eukaryota; Metazoa; Arthropoda; Insecta; Diptera; Diopsidae. The record is from RefSeq and is a predicted model, not a curated record. The transcript has 2 exons. Gene Ontology annotation, cellular component: extracellular region. Bases 98 to 361 code for a protein of 87 amino acids.